Cololabis saira (Pacific saury) is the source of this 1673-nucleotide messenger RNA. Its product is annotated as insulin-like growth factor-binding protein 1. The transcript is spliced from 4 exons. The record is from RefSeq and is a predicted model, not a curated record. Gene Ontology annotation, molecular function: insulin-like growth factor I binding; insulin-like growth factor II binding. Gene Ontology annotation, cellular component: extracellular region. NCBI's taxonomy places the organism in Eukaryota, Metazoa, Chordata, Actinopteri, Beloniformes, Belonidae. Gene Ontology annotation, biological process: regulation of insulin-like growth factor receptor signaling pathway. The coding region runs from base 68 to 811 and encodes 247 amino acids.
CAGCCAUAUAGAGCAACUUUAACGGACAAGCCCAGAAAGGCAAAGAACUUUAUCAGAAGAACUGAAGAUGCCUGGAUUACAUAAGAAGCUGAUAUUUGUAGCAGCGGUGACCCUGGCCCUGGUCUCGGCCGUGACGAGGUCAUCCCCGGUGGUGGGGCCUGAGCCCAUUCGUUGUGCCCCCUGCACGCAACAGAAGCUGAACGACUGUCCUGCGAUUCCAGCAGAAUGUAAGCAGGUGCUGAGAGAGCCCGGCUGUGGCUGCUGCAUGGCCUGCGCUUUGGAGAAAGGAGCUUCCUGCGGGGUUCACACGGCCUCCUGUGGCGAGGGUCUCCGCUGCACUCCCAGGCCAGGAGAGGCCAGGCCCCUGCACGCUCUGACCAGAGGACAGGGCGUCUGCGUUGAAGACGAGGGCCAAGCUGCUGAUGGAGUCCCGGACCAUGGCUCCCUGCACUACCUGCUGGGACUGAACGCUCCCUCUGACCACCAAGAAACUGCUGAGGGCCACGAGAGCAUCAAAGCCAAGGUCAAUGCCAUCUUCAGCAAACUGGUACAACAGGGUCCCUGUCAUAUUGAGCUACACGCAGCACUGGACAUGAUAGUCAGCUCUCAGCAGAAACUAGGGGACAAGUUUACAACUUUCUACCUCCCCAACUGUGACAAGCAUGGCUUCUACAAGGCCAAGCAGUGUGAGUCAUCUUUGGUCGGGCCGCCUGCUCGCUGUUGGUGCGUCUCUGCUUGGAAUGGGAAGAAGCUCCCAGGAUCAAGCGACCUCGUCGGAGAUGCAGAGUGCCACCAAGAAGUCACCCACUGAGGGAUGAGCUAACACAUAAUGCUCAAAACAUGUUUAAACACAAGAAAUCCUGCUUUUUAACUCAACUUUAGGUUAAUGUAUAAAUCUUCAGCAAUCUAAUCUGAAGACUGGUAUCAUAAUGGGAAGUAUCUUAAUUUAUUAACAUGAUGAAUGGUACACAACUUUAUUUAUUCUCUACUUGUAUAUUCCGUCUUACAUUAACCAUUUGUCAUUUUUUGCAUUUUUUUUUAAAUAUUUGCCUACUUUUUCAGUUGUAAAUAGGGCAACACUGUAUACAUUGGUGUUUCUGACUAAAUAACUCCAUUGCACAAAACCUCAGGUCUGCAAUCCUGCCAAGCCCAUUUCAGAGUCUUUAGGACCUUUUUUUUCUUUUUCUUCUUCUUCAUUCAUUCAAAACUGGAACUGCGUAUGGGAAGAAACAACACAGCUGCUCAUUCAUUCAACCUGUUGACAUUGUCUGAAUGUAUCUCCAUUUCCUCGAUGGGCAUUUGGGGGAAAUACUUAAAGUGCCACAAGUAUUUACAUGGUGGCUGAGCACAAACAUAUCAGGACUCAUCCAGACCGCCGUGAGGUUUGGGAUGGGUUGGUCAGCAUUUAUCUACCUCUGCUAGUCUCUGCCGUUGCCCUGGUUGAUCAGAGGGCUCUUCUCAGCUUUUUAUCACAUUAUUUGACUUAUUUUUUUUUAUCUAUUCCAGCAGAUAUUCUUUUGUACAUUUGUUUAUGCCUUUGUUUGUUUUAGAGGUCAAGUGUGUUGGACCAGAAUUUUACUGAAGGUUAUGUGCAUGAAAUGCUGCUAUUUAGUUUGUGCUUUUAUUGUGACAGUGUAUAUAUUUUUAUUAUGAAAGUGCAUAAAUAAAAGGUU